AUGGACCUCGUCAAUCACCUCUCCGACCGGCUGCUCUUCGCUGUACCCAAAAAGGGCCGCCUUCAAGCAGCGACACUCGACCUUCUCACGGGAUCUGACAUUCAAUUCCGGCGAGAGACCAGACUCGACAUCGCCCUGGUAAAGAACCAUCCACUAGCACUUAUUUUCCUGCCCGCCGCAGACAUUCCCACAUUCGUGGGUGAAGGACGAGUGGACCUAGGAAUCACGGGACGAGAUCAAGUCGCCGAGCAUGACGCCCAUCUAGCUUUAGGUGAGGAGUCGGGAGUUGAAGAAAUCAUGGACCUGGGAUUUGGGAGAUGUAAACUGCAAGUCCAGGUUCCCGAGAAGGGCUCCGUCCAAGAUGUGAAGGAUCUGGUUGGGAAGAACAUCGUGACGAGUUUCACGGGGCUUGCUGAGGAUUACUUUGCACGCCUAGAAGGCAUGGGUGGGCGUAAGGAGAGUAUAAACGGCACGGCCAGCCCGAUUCCGAAGCUGAAGACCAAGAUCAAAUUUGUCGGCGGCAGUGUCGAGGCUGCUUGCGCGCUAGGUGUGGCAGACGGAAUCAUCGACCUUGUUGAGUCAGGGGAGACAAUGAGGGCCGCGGGACUAAAAGCGAUCGAUACGGUGGUUGAGAGCACAGCCGUAUUGAUCAAGUCGAAGUCCGUCUCGAAUGAACAACUUGUCAACAAGAUCGCGGCACGGAUACGAGGGGUCAUUACCGCGCAGAAGUAUAUCCUCUGUCAGUACAAUGUGCCACGAACGAGAUUGGCGGAUGCGACAAAAUUCACCCCCGGCAAGCGGGCUCCUACGAUAACAGCAUUGGAAGAGCCGGAUUGGGUGGCCGUGAGUUCGAUGGUUGAGAAGCAGCACAUUGCGACGGUCAUGGAUGAGUUGACCGGAGUGGGCGCGACAGAUAUUUUGGUCCUCGAUAUUGCUAAUUCACGGACGGGCUGA
This is a messenger RNA of Cladophialophora psammophila CBS 110553, 954 nucleotides long. RefSeq names its product ATP phosphoribosyltransferase. The record is from RefSeq and is a predicted model, not a curated record. The transcript has a single exon. Gene Ontology annotation, molecular function: magnesium ion binding; ATP phosphoribosyltransferase activity. Gene Ontology annotation, biological process: L-histidine biosynthetic process. Gene Ontology annotation, cellular component: cytoplasm. Bases 1 to 954 code for a protein of 317 amino acids. Lineage: Eukaryota; Fungi; Ascomycota; Eurotiomycetes; Chaetothyriales; Herpotrichiellaceae.